AUGAACAAAAAAAGUACUGAAAUUCUUGUUGGCCUGUUUGUCGUGCUGGGUGUAUUGGCCCUGUUGUUUUUGGCGCUAAAAGCCGCCAAUUUGGCCAGCUUUACCAGCGGCGGCGACACCUACAUGGUGCAGGCCCGGUUUGACAACAUUGGCGGCCUCAAGGGCAGGGCGCCGGUGCGCUCGGCGGGCGUCAACGUGGGCCGCGUGACCAAGGUCGUGCUCGACCCCCAGACCUUCCAGGGCGUGGCUACGAUGGAAAUCCGCAAAGACGUGCUGUUCCCCAAAGACUCUUCGGCCAAGAUUCUCACGGCAGGCCUGCUGGGUGACCAAUACAUCGGCAUCGAACCUGGCGGUGACGUCAAAAACCUGGCCGCGGGAGACGUGAUCACGCAGACCCAAUCUGCCGUGGUGCUUGAAAACCUGAUUGGCCAGUUUUUGUUUGACAAGGCUGCCGGUGGUGGCGAAGCCAAAAAGCCCUAA
Molecule: messenger RNA, 480 nt
Organism: Darwinula stevensoni
Lineage: Eukaryota; Metazoa; Arthropoda; Ostracoda; Podocopida; Darwinulidae
Source: the annotation of a GenBank genome assembly